This is a messenger RNA of Trichosurus vulpecula (common brushtail), 2557 nucleotides long. RefSeq names its product afamin (gene AFM). Gene Ontology annotation, molecular function: vitamin E binding; zinc ion binding; fatty acid binding. The record is from RefSeq and is a predicted model, not a curated record. The coding region runs from base 9 to 1868 and encodes 619 amino acids. The transcript has 14 exons. Gene Ontology annotation, biological process: protein transport within extracellular region; vitamin transport. Gene Ontology annotation, cellular component: cytoplasm; blood microparticle. Lineage: Eukaryota; Metazoa; Chordata; Mammalia; Diprotodontia; Phalangeridae.
UUCCUUUCAUGAAAGUCAACACUGGAGCCAUGUUGUCAAUAAGGUCCAUUGGUUCUGUUAUUUUGUUCUUCUCCUUGGUUGAAUCCCUAACACUACCAAAAGCACCUCAGCAGAAAGAUUACUUAAAUGUCACCCAGAAAUUUUUGGAGAACAACAUUAGAGACGUGGCCACUGUCGCAUUUGCUCAGUUCAUUCAAGAAGCCACAUAUGAAGAAAUUACUGGAUUGGGGGAACAGAUGGUCCACCAUAGAGACAAAUGCAUAGCCAACGUGCAGCUCCCUGAGUGUUCACAGAUAGCAAUCCACGUAAUGCAGGAUAAAAUAUGUGGGGUAAAGGAACUUUCCAACAAGUACAGACUUUCAGAAUGUUGCACAAAUGACACUUCUGAGAGACGACUGUGUUUCUUUCAACGCAAAAAUGUUGAUGUCAGUUUUUUGACUCCUUUCCAAGUCCCAGAUCCAGAGAAGGGGUGCCAGGAGUUUGAAGAAGAUCAGGAUGCUUUUCUAAAUCACUAUAUCUAUGAAAUAGCAAGACGGAACCCAUUUGUUUUUGCCCCAACACUCUUGUCUCUGGCCGCUCACUACAAAGAAGUCAGCACCAGCUGUUGUCAAGAGGAAAACAAACAUGAAUGCUUCCACACAAAGGUAACAACCAUCACAAAUGAUUUAAAAGACAUUUCUGCCAAGCAGCAAAACCUCUGUGGGGUAUUAAGGCAAUUUGGACCCAAAGGCGUGAAACUUCUAAAAGUUGUGGAAAUCAGUCAAAAAUUUCCCAAAAUUGACUUUAAAGAACUUGACAUACUCCUGAAAGAUGUUCCUACCAUGAUUGAUGGGUGCUGUGAAGGAGAUGUAGUUCACUGUUUCCAUAGUGAGGCCAAGAUGAUAAACUACAUCUGUUCAAAACCAGACUCCAUCUCCAGCAAAAUCAGAGACUGUUGUCAACUCACAGCACCCCAGAGGGGUGAAUGCAUCAUGAUUCACUCAGAAAAUGAUGAUAAGCCAGAGGAUUUAUCUCUAGGAGCAAAGAUAUUUACAGAAGGGGAUGAUGUUUGCCAACAUCUGCAUGAAGACAAAGAAAAUAUCCUAACUGAGUUUCUGUAUGAGUAUUCAAGACAGCAUCCAGAGUUGCCUCUUACAGUGCUUUUAAGCAUAGGUGUCAUGUAUGAAAAACUACUGGAAAGAUGCUGCAAAACAGAAAACCCCAAAGAAUGCUAUGGCCAUGGGGAAGAAGAAUUCCUAAGGGUAACAGCAGAAACCCAAGCCAUUACAAAACUGGAGUGUGGCUAUUUCCAGAUACUAGGUGAAGAAGGCUUCCUCAAUCAGUGUCUUCUUCGUCUCACCAAAAAAGCACCCCAACUCUCACCUCAAGAGCUCAUCUCUCACAGCCAGAAACUUGCUGCAUCUUUUACUAAAUGCUGUCCCCUGGGGGAAGGGCAAGCAUUUGCUUGUGUUGACAAUGCGGUACGCCUAAUUCUUGGAGAGCUUUGUGGAAUAAAUAAAAAUCGAACCAUAAACCCAAGUGUGGACAAUUGCUGUAAAUCCUUACCUGCCUUCCGAUCAUGGUGUUUUAAUAAUCUGACAGCAGAUGAAACAUAUACUCCUCCGAUAUUCCUUCCUGAAGUGUUCACCUUCAAUAUAACUUUGUGCCAGAAAAUGGAGCAACAGAGAAAGAGACGAGAAUUGAUUGUGAAUCUUGUACAACAGAAGCCUCUUUCAGCAGUGGAGCAAGUGAUGCAGGUGCUUUCGGAUUUCUCCAAGAUGAUGGAUUGCUGUGAAACAGAGGAGAGGGAGACCUGCUUCAAGGAAGAGAUAAUGAAUAGAACCAAGGCAGUAUUGGCCCACCAUGGACUGAUCUAUCUUCAUCUAUAGACACGCAACGUGACAAUUCAGACUUAUUAAGGAAUUUUACUUAGUCCAAGUUCAAAAAGUCAUUUUUAGACAGUGUAGAAAUCACAGAUUAGAUAUUUAUUGAUGGACUGAAUUAAUUUUUUACAUAAAACACUGAGCUAUAGAAUUAUGUAGGUUCAAUUACCAAGUGUUUUCUACAGAGGAAUCUUCAUUAACUGAGUAGUACCUAUCAAUAAAGAGGCUAAUGUCAACACGUCUUGGUUCAAAGGUAAUGCCAAUGGUUUAUUUGUUUUCUCAAGACUAGUGCUCUUAAUAGGGAUUACUAGGAAGUUAAACCAGUGAAGACAGUUCUUUUAAUCCAGUAAGAAGGGAUUGAGGCAGAGUCAAGAUAGCCGAGUAAGAGGAAGUAUUUUUGUCUUAGCUCCUCAGGACAUCUUUUCUACAACAACCUAGAAAAUGCACCAGACCAAAAUCUGAUUGCCAUAAAAACGUUUUAAAUAAAUGCAGCACACAAGGAAAAGUUUAUACAAUGGAGGGAAUGGUGGUGGCAAUGGUGUGGUAGAAGAGCAGACAAUACCUGAACUACUCUUUCAUCUGAACUGGUUCAAAAAGAGAAAGAAUAAACAACCACAAGCGGAUACAGAAACUCAUCUUACCCAACAGAAAACUAGGAGAAAAAAUGUUUAAGAGAACAAGGGGGAGGAGGAAUA